AUGCAGAUCUGCGAUAAAGAGUGGCACUACUAUGUCAUCAACGUGGAGUUUCCCACGGUGACGCUCUUCGUCGACGGUGUGACCUAUGAACCUUACCUUGUGACAGACGAUUGGCCCAUCCACCCCUCCCAGAUCGAUGUGCAGCUGACCGUUGGCGCCUGUUGGCAAGGCGGAGAGGUGACAACGCCGCGCUUCACGCAGUACUUCCGAGGGAGUCUGUCGGGACUGACCGUUCGUCCCGGGAAGAUCGAGACACAGAAGGUCAUCUCGUGUCUGCAGGCGUGCAAGGAGGGGCUGGACAUCAACUCACUGGAGAGCCUGGGCAAAGGCAUCAAGUUCCACUUCAACCCAGCCCAGUCUGUGCUGGUUAUGGAAGGAGAGGAGCUGGAGAGUAUCCACGCUGCCAUGGCCAAGGUCUCCUACAUCAACUCACGCCAAUUCCCCACGCCGGGGCUGCGGCGUCUACGGGUGACCACCGCCGUUCAGUGUUUUGGUGAGGACACAUGUAUCUCGAUCCCGGACACAAAGGCGGCGGUGAUGGUGCUUCCUCCCAGUGAGCCACGCAUCACCAUCCUGGGAGCAGAGAGGGUCACGGUUCCCGCCGCUGACCUCUGCAGCCCUGCCGGGGUCGCGCUCUUCAGCGAGGUCCACAUCAUCAGCACCAUCAGCAAGAGUGAUAGCGCCUUCAGCACAGGCCACAGACCCGGUGUGCUGGAAGUCAUGCAUAACCUGGACUACUGUGACGUGCUGGUGAUCGGAGAGGAGCUGAACCCCGAGCAGGAGGGUGUGGAGAUCCAUCACAGCUCUCUGCUGGGCAAACAUCUUGACGCCACCAACUCCACCUCCGGCAUGUCCGUAUACGGUGUAGACUCAAUGGCACAUUAUGAGCAGACCAUCCGGCAGGUGAGGUACCGCAAUCGUCAUCCGGCCGGCCUGUCGGAGAGAAAAUUCCGGCUCACCUGUUCCGAACUCAACGGCCGCUACACCAGCAAUGAGUUUAACCUGGAGGUCGGCAUAGUGCACAGCUCGGAGGCUGUGGAGCACGCAAACCAUGCCGCCGCCCAGGCCCAGUUCAUGCGUCCUGUGCAUCACCCGCUGGUGGUCCAUGCCGUGGACUCUGGCCACAUCUCAGGCACGCCCCCAGCAGCCACGGCAGUGAUCGUUCUGUGUAUCGCUGCCCUGGUGGCCAUUGUGGUGUUGGGCAUCUACCGCAUUCACACCACCCACCAGGAAGGCUUGCGAGAGGACGAAGAUGGGGGGAAGGAGCCAGAAAUGGACUGGGACGACUCCACCCUCACCAUCACUGUCAACCCAAUGGAGAAUAUUGUUGGCACACAGAGUGCAGGCGAGACCAGGGACGAGGAGCACGAGGAGGAAGACGAAGAUGAUGAUGCUGAGGAUGAAGAACUGGCUGCAAAUCUGUCCAGCGCAGAGUCAGAGGACAGUGAGGAAGAGGAGCAGAGGGAAGUGAAGAAGGGCAAUCUGAAGGGCAGAGUGGAGUGGGAUCCUCUACACUACCCUAUUAUGUCUGCAGGGCCUGAUAAGGACCCCCCCUGUGCGACACAGGCAACCGUUGCCUGCAGAUUCCGCGUGAUGUGCAACCUCGACUACUGCCAGAGAUGUAGGACCACAGGGGAGCCUAGUUCCAGAUGCACAUGA
Messenger RNA from Electrophorus electricus (electric eel), 1659 nucleotides. The record is from RefSeq and is a predicted model, not a curated record. Lineage: Eukaryota; Metazoa; Chordata; Actinopteri; Gymnotiformes; Gymnotidae.